Pomacea canaliculata is the source of this 1331-nucleotide messenger RNA. RefSeq names its product magnesium-dependent phosphatase 1-like. The transcript has 7 exons. The coding region runs from base 469 to 1128 and encodes 219 amino acids. NCBI's taxonomy places the organism in Eukaryota, Metazoa, Mollusca, Gastropoda, Architaenioglossa, Ampullariidae. Gene Ontology annotation, molecular function: acid phosphatase activity. The record is from RefSeq and is a predicted model, not a curated record.
UUAAAAUAUCAUUAUAGCUGAUUGACAACUUUUCGCACGUUAGCAAGAUACGUGUAUGAUACAGAAUCAGUCACUGACCAUUUUCGUCAUCAGAAAAUAUUACAUGAAAAAAAGAUUUGACUUCUCUAUGGCAUCAAUAAAUUAAAAUAUCUUUUGGUGUAUAUCGUGUGGAAAUUUGUGUGCUCAUUUUCCCUACUUUGGUUGAUUGCUUAAGCGUAGUAUUCCCCCACACUACCCAUAAAUGGACAAGAAAGAGUAAGAAGAAGCAAGAACCACACGUACACCACAAACUAUCAUAUCCUAUAUAUAUAAGUCCGUGCGUACAUCGUGCACGAGCUCUCGUAUCAACGGCGGUGCAAAAGGUCAACGCUGUUCACUCAUCCAUCAAAUGGCGAAAAUGUCGUUUGUCGUUAACGUUUAUAACUUACCCUAAUUUUAUCUGUGAAGAUAUUGGCUGGAUAAAGGUUUAUGGUUCGUUUCCAUGUGGCGAGCCUGCCUCCACAAGGCUUCCGCUCACCUAACGUGCACAGGACGUGGCGAGGCCGACACAGCGCGUGUCACGUGCUACUUCGCUGUCUUGUUCUCAUGGCAACACCAACAGCUUCCCGCUCAGAUGCACCAGUGAAACCAAAGCUGAUUGUCUUCGAUCUCGAUUACACUCUGUGGCCAUUCUGGGUAGAUACACAUGUUGAUCCUCCAUUCACGCUAGCCAAAGAUGGCAAAGUGUAUGAUUCUCACAGGCGGCAUGUAACUUACUAUCCUCAAGUUCCAGAAGUUCUUCAGAAUCUACAUUCUCAGGGUUACCAACUGGGCAUAGCAUCUCGGACAAGCUGUCGACAAGAAGCCAAUGAACUCAUCCAUUUGUUUAAAUGGGACCGCUUUUUUCACUUUAGGGAAAUAUUUCCUGGCUCCAAGACCACACAUUUUAGGAAAUUGCAAAAGAGUUCUGGUUUUGAAUAUGAAGACAUGAUUUUCUUUGAUGAUGAGCACAGAAAUGUUGUUGAGGUUGAACAACUAGGAGUUUUGUGCAUAUUCGUGGAGGAUGGGGUAACAAAAUCAUUAGUACAAAAUGCCCUAGAACAAUUUGCAAACAAAAGAAAAAUGUCAUCAAAGCAUAAGGAGUUUUGACGACUGGCUAUUAGUUAAUGAACUCUUUGCUGUUUUGGUUACUAAAAUGACAUAACAGCAGUCCAGUUGCCGGAUUACAUGACAUGAUUACACCUGUAUUGUUGUUCGAUGUAGAAAGUUUUAAAUUAGAUUAAAAGUGGCAAGAAUUCGGAUGAUCAUCCAUCUUGUGUCUAAUGUGCAAGUAUUAAACAAUGAAACAAUUC